AUGCGCGCGUCGUACGGCGCCGCGCCCGUCGGCGACGACGCGGAAAUCGACGACGCGUCCGACGCCCUCCUCGCGCGCGGCGCCGGUCGACGCGUCACGCGCGGCGUCGCGCUCGCCUUCGCCGCGGGAUGCCUCGUCGGAUGCCUCGCGCGCGGCGGACGCGGUGACCUCUCGCCGCUGUUCCUCGCGACGGCGCCGGCGACGCGCGCGCGCGCGGACGCGGCGACGCUGGGCGCGUUCAACCUGCCGGCGAUCUCGUGCCCGGAGUCGGAGGUGAUGUUCAAGACGUCGCUGCACGACGUGUACGGCUCGCAGGUUAGAGUGCAACUGCCGAAGGUGAAGAAGUGCGUGAUGAAGAAGUGCGUGAGUGUCGGAGGAAACUCGGUGAACGUGGAUAUGCCGAACGCGAAUAUUGACGUGCCCAUCAACCUGCCGGCGAUCGAUGGAUAUUCGUACUGCGGCGUGAAGGGGGUCGUCGACGCGCUGUCGAGCCCGACGGCGUCGAUCGAAACGGUGAAGACGGCGGCGUGCGAGUUGAUCGGUUCGAACUCCAAGGUUUGCGACGCGCUCGAUGACGUCGUCGACGCGGUGCUCGCGCUGCCGGACAUCGCCCGAGGCUUGCCGGACAAACUGAAGGGGCUGCUCGGGAUGGUGUGGGAUCCUUGGUUGAACCUGAGCGCAGACUCACUCUUGAGCAUGAUUCAAGGGGCUCUCGACGACGUCAUGGGUGGAUCUUCAGCCGCCACUCUCGGCUCUGCGCGGGGAAAAGACGGCGCUGACCGGGCCGCGUUCCUCGCGCAUCUUCGAGAAAACUUACGCAGAGCGUUUGCCGGCGAGGAGCUCAUCGAAAACUCGAGAGUUGAGGAAAUACAUUCUGACACCGCCGCGCUCGGACGUGUGUUUGGAUUUUGUCACGAGAUUCCGACACAACUUUGGUCGGACGUUGAAAGUCCAUCCCCUCCCAUGCCGUGGCCGGACAAGUUCGCGUCCGAUAAUCCGUACUCGCCGAACAAUUUGAAUAUCCGUACCCCCAAAUUCACGAUUGCGCUGUGUCAAACGCUCGACAAGUUUGACAUCCCGCCUAGCGUCGCUGUGAAGGUGAUUCAAGCGUUCUUGGGAAUGUUUGAUGCUAUGUUCGACGCCGUAUACGAAGCCUCCGGUGUCAAGGGAGUCGUUCAGCAGAUUGAAAAUUUUGGUGAGCAAAUUACUGGAAGAAAACUUCUCAGCGACGAUCAGCACGCCCUUUUGACCGAGCUCAAGCAAGAUUUAUCUUCGAAGGAACGCGUCUUCUAUGAAGAGCUCAUCGUUCUGCACGAUAUUUUCAACUCUGGCGACGGAUUCAAAUCAAAGAUGACGAGCCAACUGGGUGUGGCAUCCGCGCGAGCGCGCGGCGAGGCUGCGCUGGGUGGCGAUACGUUUGAAGAAGUUUUCAACGAUUUCCGCACCGAUCUCAUCGCGGCGUUAAACGACAUGAAGGAUGUGAGAAUCCAAGCUUCGACCACGCUCAAGUACAGUUUCUCCCUCGGCAUCGAGGUAGCCCAGCUUUCGUUUCGUGAAGGAGAACUACUUAGCGAGUUUUUCGAGCGUGACGACGCUCUCACUGGAACUAAAGUUACUGCAAUCGCUCCUGGUUUGUUCAUCGCCAUGGACUACGAAGCAGACUUUCGUCUUCCCUACUACUUUCGAGCCGAAGUCGCAGGAACUUACGAUUUCCAAGUGGACGUUGAAUUUCCAAUCACGGUUUCGUUCGGGGCCGGACAAGGGCAGAAUUUUGUCAGAUUCGGCGAGCCUCGGGUGUCGUCAACCAGCUCUCUUGAUGCGCGAGGUAUUGCUGGCUUGCAAGUCGGCGCUGUGGCGUCACUUGACCAUGCGUGGGUGGCACUUUGCGCUGGUGUCGUUUGCGCGGGGCCUGAAAUUGCAGCGCAACAAGACGUCUACACUGGUUUCGACGCGUUUUUCCAGAUCGAACAAUCAGGCGCAACUUGUCACGCAGGGCCCGAAUCGCUUACCGCGAUGUGGACAAACUGGGAUUACGCGUCAAACACGAAGAAUCAGUGUCAACGCAGCGCACUGGGCGCAGGCGCGUACGUGCAGAUCCCGAAGACGGUCGUCGGAGCCACGGUCGUUCUCAAACCGCUUCCGACUGAAAAUGAGCCGCCCCUAGGGAUGGAUCCAGUGAUAACUCUCUUCGACUUUGAACCACUUAUCGGCGAGGCAUAUAGCAGCGACGGGUACUUUCUCGAGAAAGAGCUCUUCCACGCCUGCUCAGCGCCUCAAAGUACAACCAAGCCGUCGUGCAGUCCAGCGUGCCAGUUCACAACGCCGGAGCCGAUUUCUGUUCCAUCGGCCUCUCAGAGCUUGGUGCAAGAGUUUAAGUUAUCAUUUUCUGGACUCAACAGCGACCGGAAAGAUCCCGUUGGCGACAUCUUCUCUCGUACGGCGACGUUCCACUUGAAGAAUGAUUGGGUCGAUACCGGCGUGAUCGGUAUCGACCUCGUACAUGGUUCAUAUGUCGUAGAGAUUUACAACGUCAACACACACUCGAAUGGCGGUGGCAACUGGAUCGAAUUUUAUACGGGUUUGAUGAGUUGGUACGCUCAAAAUACGAACGGCAAUCAAGUGAGUGAAAUAGAGCUUCACGCAUCCGGACACGCGUCAAAUGGUCAACGAGUCCGUCUUCGAACGCUCGAAAGUUUGAGAUCAGACCAAGGUCUUUUGCGAUUACAAGCGAAGGUGGAUGGAGGGACGACAAAAAAUAUCGCUCAGUACAUUUUUAAGUUCCGCCGCGUUAUGCCCAAUCCUCAGAGGACACAUCCAAGCGGCGGCAUUCCUCCGAAGAACGAAAUGGACGAUUUGUCGCAUUUUCCGGUCAGCGUAUCAACCGUCCCCAACGAGUGGGUGGACACGGGUAUACACGGUGAUCAUCUGUCCACGGGCUCUUAUUUCGUUCAGAUCGCGCACGUAUCCACUCACGGGAACGGCGGAAAUUUGUGGCACGUGUCUUACGUCGGUUUGAUGUCUUGGUACGGUUCUGGAACGAACUCGGAUGACGCCAACGAGAUCCAACUACAUGCAUCGGGCCACGGCCAAAAUAACAAGUAUAUAAAGCUUCGAACGAAGCGAUCGUGGCGCACAGCUGGCACGAACCUCAGAUUGCAGCUCCUCACGAACGAAGAUCUUGACUCACGGCAGACGUUUCACAUCUGGUUCCGUCGCGUGUUUCCCGCGCAGGCGUCGUCGAGCAUGCAUAUUCCGGCAAACAUUAUCGGAACAGCCGUCGACAGAGUGAAACUGCUCGAGGUAGAUCUCACACUUACCACGUCCUGGCAAAAUAUCUGGGGUUUCAAUCACGCUUUGGACAUGGCGGACGAUUCUGGCGGGAGCUUUGUUGUACAAAUUCUGCCCACGACCACAAACGACUCGUGCGGCGGCGGGCUCUGGUCCGAACUUGCGACCGGCAUCAUCUCCUGGUACGACGGACAAACAAACGACAAUAGCGCAAACGUUGUUCGUCUCCAUCAAGCUGGUCACGCGAGCAGCGGCAACUUUUUCGAGCUACGAACAAUUCGAACGGGGAGAACAGCCAACAUGGACAUGUUUUUCCAAAUCCGGUUGACGAAGACGUCCUCGACGUGCGCCACCAGUCUGAAAUUCGCGUUCCGGCGUCUCGUGUAG
Molecule: messenger RNA, 3675 nt
Organism: Ostreococcus lucimarinus CCE9901
Lineage: Eukaryota; Viridiplantae; Chlorophyta; Mamiellophyceae; Mamiellales; Bathycoccaceae
Exons: 1
Coding region: 1-3675 (1224 amino acids)
Source: RefSeq, a predicted model, not a curated record